Petromyzon marinus (sea lamprey) is the source of this 2331-nucleotide messenger RNA. It is a transcript of the gene TUBE1, whose product is annotated as tubulin epsilon 1. Gene Ontology annotation, biological process: microtubule-based process. The record is from RefSeq and is a predicted model, not a curated record. Lineage: Eukaryota; Metazoa; Chordata; Hyperoartia; Petromyzontiformes; Petromyzontidae. Gene Ontology annotation, cellular component: microtubule. Gene Ontology annotation, molecular function: GTP binding.
CCAUAUAAAAAUGACGUCACACCCCGGCGGGUUCCGGCGGGAAGGCGCGGGAAAGGGGUCGCAGUCGGCUGUCCCGUUUAGGGUUCGGCGAGCAGCCGCGGGACCCGGGAAUCGAAGACGCGGGGGGCAAGGGGGCGGCUUUUGCUUUCGAUCAUUCCAGAAGUCUUCGCUUGGAAGACAUGGCGCAGUCGGUGGUGGUGCAGGUGGGACAGUGUGGAAAUCAGAUUGGUUGCCGCUUCUGGGACCUGGCAUUGCGGGAGCAUGCUGCUGUCAACAAGAAAGGGAUUUAUGACGAAGCCCUGAGCAGCUUUUUCAGGAAUGUGGACACUCAGCCAGGGACUGGUGAAGAAGUGGACAUCCCUGUAGAUAGUCGGUCCACGAUUCGUUCUCUCAAGGCACGCGCGGUGCUCAUAGACAUGGAGGAGGGCGUGGUGAAUGAACUCUUGCAGGGACCACUCAGGGACGUGUUCGACCAGAAGCAGCUCAUUACGGACGUCUCCGGCUCUGGAAACAACUGGGCUGUAGGGAACAAGGUGUAUGGGGCACAGUUCAGAGAGAAGAUUUUAGAAAGGCUGAGAGUAACGGCAGAACACUGUGACUCCCUGCAGUGCUUUUUUCUCAUCCACUCCAUGGGAGGGGGCACCGGCUCGGGGCUGGGCACAUUUGUUCUGCGGCUUCUGGAGGAUGAAUUCCCGGACGUGCACCGCUUUGUGAUGGCGCUGUAUCCCUCGGCCGAGGAUGACGUCGUCACCUCGCCUUACAACUCCGUGCUGGCCAUGCGCGAGCUGACGGAGCACGCCGAUUGCGUGCUGCCCAUUGAGAACCAGGCGCUGGUGGACAUAGUAAACAAGAUCAAUCACGCAGCAGCCCUUGGUAAAUCAGUCCGCAGCCAGACAACGCUGUCCUCCAGCCACGGGUGCCUCAAGGGUCAAGAGAAGCCGUUCGACACCAUGAACAACAUCGUGGCCAACCUGAUGCUGAACAUGACGAGCUCGUCUCGGUUUGAAGGCUCACUGAAUGUUGAUCUCAACGAGAUCACCAUGAACCUUGUGCCCUUCCCACGCCUACAUUACCUUGUAUCAAGCCUCACGCCGCUCUAUGCAUUGGCAGAUGUCGCCUUGCCACCCAGGAGGCUGGACCAGAUGUUCUCCGACGCAUUCAGCAAAGAGAACCAGCUGCUCCGCGUUGACCCUCGCCGCAGCUUGUACCUGGCCUGUGCCCUCAUGGUACGAGGAAAUGUGCAGCUCUCAGACGUUCGUCGCAACAUUGAGAGGUUGAAGCCAUCACUGCACUUUGUCGACUGGAACGAGGAGGGCUGGAAGACGGGACUGUGCUCGGUUCCUCCUGUUGGCUACCCGCACUCCCUGCUGGCGCUCGCCAACAACACUUGCGUCAAGCAUACCUUCGCCGAUAUCCAGGAGCGCUUCGCACGUCUCUACAGGCGCAAGGCACACCUGCACCACUACACGGAUGUGGAGGGCAUGGAGCUGAGCUGUUUCACGGAAGCUGCUUCUUCGCUAGCCUCGGUCAUUGAGGAAUACAACCAGCUGGACCGCAACAAGGGCCAGUUGACCGGGGACAUCCCACGCCUCACCAUUGCCACAUGACCUGGGCUGUAUCAAGUGAGCUCAUGUGGAAGUGGCAUUGUCCAAAGCUCAAAAGUUAGAUCGUAAUGUACGUUUUUUACAUGUAUAACAUUUGGCUUGGAUGCUAAUCGUUUUACUUGCAACUGUCGAGUAAUAACUCCACUCUUGACAAAUUGUCAACCUUGUUGUCCUCUUACAUCCUGGGUGUAGUCGGUAUCCGUAUUCAUUUUCAAGGUGGUAAAUAAGUACCAUAGUAAACCUUGUUGUACCACCUUACCAGUGAUAAACAACUACAGAUAGACAGAAAGGAUAGACAAUACAAAUGCAUGAAAUAGGACAAAUGCUUGUAUAUAUUAUUUUUUGAUAAAAACAUGAUUUAAAUUAUUAAACCAAAGCCAUGAGGUGCUGUGACAUUUUAAAAUGUAUUUUAGAAAUGACAAUGAAGCAGCUAUCAUGUAUAAUACAAUGUAAGAUUAUUUUGAAAAAAUAUUUACAAUUUUUUUGCAAAGCAAAAUAUAUCUCUUAAUUUGCCUUUAACUAACAUUCUUCCUUGAAGACUAACAUGGUUUGCACUUGAAGAAAAACGGAUAACAAAUUAUUAGAUUGUGUCUUCUCCGGUUUAAAUCAUGUGCAUCUCUUCCUGAAUCUUCACACAGAUUCUAUAAGGAAAUAGAGGCAAGUGCAAACAUUCGCUACAUAAAAUAUGUUAAAGCACCAGUUGUUUAAUAAACAUCUAAAUAAAAAA